Messenger RNA from Lipotes vexillifer (Yangtze River dolphin), 657 nucleotides. RefSeq names its product 5', 3'-nucleotidase, cytosolic (gene NT5C). The transcript is spliced from 5 exons. The coding region runs from base 1 to 657 and encodes 218 amino acids. Lineage: Eukaryota; Metazoa; Chordata; Mammalia; Artiodactyla; Lipotidae. The record is from RefSeq and is a predicted model, not a curated record. Gene Ontology annotation, cellular component: mitochondrion. Gene Ontology annotation, biological process: pyrimidine deoxyribonucleotide catabolic process. Gene Ontology annotation, molecular function: 5'-nucleotidase activity.
AUGGCGAUGCAGAUGGCUCCGCGGCGCGGGCGGCCAGUGCGGGUGCUGGUGGACAUGGACGGCGUGCUGGCGGAUUUCGAGGCCGGCCUCCUGCGGGGCUUCCGCCGAAGCUUCCCCCAGGAGCCGCACGUGCCGCUGCAGGAGCGCCGCGGCUUCCUCGCCUGCGAGCAGUACCGAGCCCUGCGCCCGGACCUGGCGGACAAAGUGGCCAGUGUGUAUGAAGCCCCAGGCUUUUUUCUAGACUUGGAGCCCAUCCCUGGAGCCUUGGAAGCAAUGCGGGAGAUGAAUGACAUGCAGGACACCACCCUGUCUAACCGCCGCCCCCCCCCCCCCCCCCAUGGCCACUGUGUGCACGAGAAGUACCGCUGGGUGGAGAAGCACCUGGGGCCCCAGUUUGUGGAGCGCAUUAUCUUGACGAGGGACAAGACGGUGGUCUUGGGGGACCUGCUCAUUGAUGACAAGGACACCAUUCAAGGCCAAGAGGAGACCCCAAGCUGGGAGCACAUCUUGUUCACCUGCUGCCACAACCAGCACCUGGCCCUGCCCCCCCAACGGAGACGGCUGCUCUCCUGGAGGGACAACUGGAAGGAGAUUAUAGACAGCAAGCGGGAAGCUCUGCAGCGGGACCGAACCGGCCUGGGCCCGCCCCAGGAAUAA